This is a messenger RNA of Microthlaspi erraticum, 843 nucleotides long. The record is from the annotation of a GenBank genome assembly. Lineage: Eukaryota; Viridiplantae; Streptophyta; Magnoliopsida; Brassicales; Brassicaceae.
AUGAACCAAACCGAAAGCUCAUCCGGCGAUACUAAUAAUUCCAAACCAGACAGAACCGGAUCAGUCUCACCUGUACCGAAGUGGAUAACCGAGACGAUCAAUGGUGGAUCGUUCCCCGUCGUUGACCUCCAUACCGGAACCGACGGCUGGGCUUCCCCUCCAGGCGACGUCUUCCCACUCCGCUCUGUUAGCUACUUCACCAACAAACAGAAAUCUCCCGCCGGAGACUACCUCCUCGCUCCGGCCGGCGUUGACUGGCUCAGAUCCAGUACGAAACUCGACAACGUCCUGGCUCGUCCCGAUAACCGUGUAGCUCACGCGCUCAGAAAAGCCCAAUCUCGCGGCGAGUCCCCAAAUAGCUUCAUCUUCGCGGUUAAUUUCCAGAUUCCGAGCAAGGAGCAAUACAGCCUGGUGUACUACUUCGCGACGGAAAAUCCGAUUCCGUCCGAUUCUGUCCUCCGCCAGUUAAUCGACGGAGACGACUCGUUCCGUGACCGGAGAUUCAAAGUGUUGACCCGAGUCGAGAAAGGUCCCUGGGUAGCCAAAGCGGCGGCGGGGAGCUUCGGCGCGUUCGUUGUGGGUAACGUUGUGAGCUGUGGUUACCAUAGAGGAUCUAACUACUUUGAGAUCGAUAUCGAUUUGAGCAGCUCGAGGAUCAUGGCGACGUUUACGCGGCUUAUGUUUGGGUUCAUGACGAGCCUAACGCUCGACGUUGGUUUCGUUGUGGAGGCGCGAACGGAGGAUGAGCUGCCGGAGAGACUGAUCGGAGCUAGUAGGAUCUGUCAUACGGAGUUAUCGUCGGCGUUUGUGGUCGACGAGAUGCUCUGCAACCGCCAAAAAUGA